GGCCGAUCUGCGUGUGUGUGAAGGGGCGAGAAGAAGCUGUGAGCUUCAGUGAUCACCUCACUGAGGUCUCUGCAGUGAGCGGAUGAUAGGUGGCUGAUAAACUUUGCCUCUAAUAUCCCUAAGGGACGAAUAAAUCCCUACUUUCAUCCUUUUUGUUUUGGGCUUCCUCCUUUAUAAACUUUCAGCUAAAACCUCUUUGAAUAGAUUUUUUUUUUCUGUAUCACCAUGGAUAUUGGUGGCUUGACCACAGUGGUGGCCAACUCUGCCUAUAUCUCUGCCCGUGGGAGCUUCGAUGGCACCGCCAAUCCAGCCGUCAACCGAGACAAGAAGUACCGCUCCCGCCUGAAGCUGCCUCACAUCACAGUUUGUGAAGGUCUGCGUGAAACCUUGGAUCUGGGCUUCAACACCGUCUGCGUGGAGCAGCCCAUCGGCAAACGGCUUUUCCAGGAGUUCUUGGACUCCAACAACGAGUACAAAGGCCCCUGCCGUCUUUGGAAGGAUAUCGAGGAAUACAACAUGGCUGAGGACGAGGACAGAGCCAGUAAAGCCGGCAAGAUCCUGUCUCGGUACAUGGAGCCUGAUGCCAAGUAUUACUGCCCCUUUCUGCCGGAGAAUGGCAUCACAAAGGUCAAGGAGAAACACCACGAAGCCGGCGACGAUCUUUUCAACGACACCAUGGACAGCGUCAUGGACUUCCUCAAAGAAGUGCCCUACACUUUCUUCCUGGAGAGCAUGUAUCUGAAGAGGUUCCUGCAGUGGAAGUGGCUGGAGAUGCAGCCGGUGGGAGAGGACUGGUUUUUGGAUUUCCGUGUUUUGGGUAAAGGUGGUUUUGGGGAAGUGUCCGCCUGUCAGAUGAAAGGCACAGGAAAACUGUACGCCUGCAAAAAGCUCAACAAGAAAAGGUUAAAGAAAAGAAAAGGUUAUGAGGGGGCGAUGGUGGAGAAACGGAUCCUCGCCCGAGUUCACAGCAGGUUCAUUGUCUCCUUGGCUUAUGCCUUCCAGACAAAGAUCGAGUUAUGUCUGGUCAUGACCAUCAUGAAUGGAGGAGACCUGAGGUAUCACAUCUACAAUGUGGAUGAGAACAACCCAGGUUUUGAUGAGCCGCGGGCCUGUUACUAUGCAGCACAGAUUAUCCAGGGCAUGGAGCACCUCCACCAGAAGAGGAUCAUCUAUAGAGACCUGAAGCCAGAGAAUGUGCUGCUGGACAAUGAGGGUAACGUGCGAAUCUCUGAUCUGGGUCUCGCCGUGGAGCUGGCAGACGAUCAGCUCAAAAUCAAGGGCUAUGCUGGAACUCCAGGUUUCAUGGCUCCCGAGCUUCUGAAAGGCGAAGAGUACGACUACUCUGUGGAUUAUUUCACUCUGGGAGUCACACUCUAUGAGUUCCUGGCUGCUAAGGGACCCUUCAGGAGUCGCGGAGAGAAGGUGGAGAACAAGGUGGUGAAGAAACGGAUUCUGAACGAUCCCGUAACCUAUCCGGAAAAGUUCAGCGAGAGCACCCGGUCCAUCUGCGAGGGUCUGCUCUGCAAGGAGGUCGAUAAGAGGUUCGGGUUCAAGGACAGCUCGUGUGACGAGCUGAGGGCUCACCCCUUCUUCCAGGACAUUAACUGGAGGAAACUGAACGCAGGAAUCCUACCUCCCCCUUUCGUGCCAGACUCCAAGACGGUGUACGCCAAGGACCUGGACAACGUCGGCGCCUUCUCCACGGUGAAAGGCGUGGCUCUGGAAGACGUAGACAAGGAAUUUUUCGAUGAGUUCGCCACGGGGAACAUCCCCAUCCCCUGGCAGGAGGAGAUGAUAGAGACCGGGAUCUACGGAGAGCUCAACGUGUGGGGUCCCGGCGGCACCCUGCCCAACGACCUGCGGCGUGAGUCCAUCCUGGAGCAGCCGCCCAAGUCCUCCACCUGCACACUGAGCUGAGAGUUCAACAUGAAACCUCUCUUCUCUAUAUGAGUGAUUGUACAGGGAUGGGCAAGAAGGCAGUGCGGGAGGAUUCAUGUCAUCAAUGAUUCUUUUUUUUUUUGUACUUCAAGAACUGUGCAAUGUAAAGAUAUUUAUAGGAUUAUUGUUCCAUAGUAAGAAAUUGCUCAACAGUUCACCAAGGUAUUCAAUUUUUUAUCAGGCUUCUUUAAAAACAUCUUUUUUUUUUUUUUUUUUUGCAAAAUAUACAGAUUUAUUUCCAACACUCAAUGUGUCUGUUCUAGUUAGGAGUAAAAAAUGUGAAGUUCUUCAGUCGCUAUGAGACUAAAUGAAAAGCAAAAGUCAAACAGCAGAGUGUUUAUUUUUCAUACCGAUGCUUACGGCUUGUACAGAUUUCUCCUACUUUUUAUCAUUCUGCUUCCCCGGUGUACCACAUUAGUUUAUAACAAGAUUUAAAGAUUGUUUUCUUCUACAAAGAUGUUAAGCAAAUAAAUACACUGUUUUGCAUUUAAUC
This is a messenger RNA of Poecilia latipinna (sailfin molly), 2431 nucleotides long. RefSeq names its product G protein-coupled receptor kinase 1 a (gene grk1a). Gene Ontology annotation, cellular component: cytoplasm. Gene Ontology annotation, molecular function: ATP binding; rhodopsin kinase activity. The coding region runs from base 226 to 1917 and encodes 563 amino acids. The record is from RefSeq and is a predicted model, not a curated record. The transcript is spliced from 7 exons. Lineage: Eukaryota; Metazoa; Chordata; Actinopteri; Cyprinodontiformes; Poeciliidae. Gene Ontology annotation, biological process: regulation of opsin-mediated signaling pathway; signal transduction; visual perception.